Messenger RNA from Liolophura sinensis, 3417 nucleotides. RefSeq lists its product as uncharacterized. Lineage: Eukaryota; Metazoa; Mollusca; Polyplacophora; Chitonida; Chitonidae. The record is from RefSeq and is a predicted model, not a curated record. The transcript is spliced from 12 exons. The coding region runs from base 38 to 1831 and encodes 597 amino acids.
UAAAGGAUCGCGAAAGUUUCCGUGUUUCCCCUCCAUAAUGGACGGCAACAGUUCGGACAAUAGCCACUCCUGCAGCGAAAUCGGUGGAGGAAGCUGGUCGCAGGGCUGGGAACACGAAAUAAGUUCUUUAUCGGGUUUAAAUUUGGGGAGCAGUCUUGGAUUACAAGGUCUUGUGGACGACAAAGAGAUAGCAGCACGUGCUGUGGCAUUUGUGGUGAAUAGCACUCGGAAAGGAAUCGUCCCCUUAUGUUCUGAUAUUGCCAACCUGCUACGCUCAAAACAGAGUUUGGAGAAGAAGAUACUGCUGUUACGUCAAGAGAAUGAGUUCCUUCGCUCAUCGCAGUCUGGAAGUGUACUCACAAGUCACUCCACGAGUCCCAUCCCAGCGUCCUUGAACUCCUACGACAAGGGCGCCUACCCUGCUGACCAACAGCACAACGGGGACGGCCCAGGUUCUCGACCUUCCUCUCGUUGCAGCCAGUGCUGCAGUACGCUCAGUAACUCUCCAAAACUGGACAAAGGUCAAGGGUACCUGACCUCUGACUUCCAAUCCAGCUCGCCCUCUGGUGGUGACCCCUUGCAUCAGACUGACUGUGAGAAGGAUCAAAAUGGAGUCAUUACAGAGGCCAUAGUUCAUGUGGGGUCAGGUGGAGUGGAGAAUGGUCGCUCCAGUCGGGCACCACACUCCCGACGGAAAAAUCUCCUUCCUGAAAUGACAUCGGAACCAAAUGGAGAUCUCCCCAAGAUAACGCCAGCUGUAAAGACAAUCUCUAGAGAGACUCAGUGUUCGUUUUCCCGAAAACGCGAUCAGGGUGUGGGAACUACAAAAGAGUCAGAUAAGCAAGUGUCAAAAGAGAAAUCCUUGGUGGAAGAUCUAGGGGCUGCCAGAAAGGAGAUUGAAAUAUUGAAAGCAAGAUUGAAAGAAUUAGAGAUGAGAGAGGAUCGUGUUCCGAAGUAUUUUGUAGAAAAUGAAGUCAAGUCAUCAGAGAAGCCAGUAACGCCGGCAAAACCACAGAAGAUUUGUGGUCAACCUUCAAGUCCCUCUGGCACCUCUUAUGGCAAACCCAAGCCACUCCCGAAGCAGUUACGUUUGACCUCGAUGUCAGAACCUCUCAACUCCCAGCAUACAUCAGACAACUUCCUGCCUGGCUGCAAGUGUAAGCAGUGUCAGUCUGGCGACCCAACAGAGUCGUCUCCCUCAGCCACAUCAGAGGCGCACAGAAUUCGAGUAAACGGCAAAUUAGAGGUCAAAUUAGGCGACCAUGUGCUCACCAAAGACGAGGCCACUGGUUACAUUCGCUACUUGGGUCACCUUGACGGAGUGGAUGACAGAGAGGUUAUCUACGCUGGACUAGCUCUGGACGCCCCAGUUGGAAAGAAUGAUGGUUUUGUGAAUGGCAACCGCUACUUCAUGUGCAACCGAGACCAUGGGUUAUUCCUGCCAGUUCAAGACAUAGUCUGUGCAGUGCCUAGCAAGGAUUCCAACAAAGUCAGUAACUCCCGUAUUACCAACAUAACCCCGGAGGAAAGCAAGCAAGGGGCUCAAUCAAAAGCUUCGCGAAAAUCUGCAGAAAAAUCACAGAAAAAAGUAUUAAGCGAAUCUCAGCCACAUAGUAAACUGGGGGAGCGAAUCGUGUCCAUGCUGCAGAAACCUGGAAAACCCAGUGACCAAAGCAUGUCGUCCCACAUCACUGGAAAAAAUGAAAAGGAGGCGGCUGUCUCAAACCCCGCCAAACCCAUCGCAAGGGGAGAUAAGCGUUGGUUGGCACCGUACACGGAAAUAGCCAUAACAUCUAGGUACGAAGGCUACAGGGAAGGGCCUGUGGUGUAAUGAAAGCUUUGAAGCCUGUUCUGAGAGCUCCUGCACUAAGCGAUCAUAGCCUAAGUUGACUGUAACUACCAUGGCAACAUAUGCUUCUAACAACGUUGUCAUGGUAGUUACAGUCAGUUUAGCCUACGAUCGCUUUGUGAAUAUGGCCGCUGAUGGUGAAGUACCCUAUUGAUCCAAGGAUGGUCUCAUUUUGUUACAUAUUAAACAUGCUGUGUCAUACCUGCAGAAAAUCUGCGAUGUCAAACAUUGAAGAAAAAUGUGAUCUAUAAUGUUUGCAACUUUUGUGCAUUCUGUUUGUUUGUUUUAUUGAUACUGAAGUUUUCAGUUAAAUCUGCAUGUGUUAGAUCAGAGACUUGGCAUGGCAUCAACCCUGUGAAGCAGAUAAUGCACCCAUCCCUGACCUUUGGCCUAUUAGUAGUAGUAAUAGUGAUAUAGGUGCUAUGUGUUCAACCAGUGGACCAUUCUACUUCUUUCAGAAAAUGGGAGGGUUAAGGUGAUGGUCCUGAAAUUGAAUGCAUGUAACUUAAUAUUAAGCAUAUGAAAUCAGUUUGAUUCCUGCACAAAUACAUAAUUCACAGAUUUUCUCUAUUAAGUUAAAAGUUUUUUUUCUUUUUGUGGAUUUUACAGGUAAAAUUUUUUUUCAUAAAAAUGAAAGAAUGUUGUCCUCCUUCAAAGUUUCAGCACUUUUCAGUACUUGGCAUGGUAUCAACUGCACAAAUACAUAAUUCCCAGAUUUUCUCUUUCAAGUUCAAGGCUUUCUUCUUUUGUGGAUUUUACAGGUAAAAUCUUUUCACAAGGGAUUAAAAGAAUCUUGUGCUACUUGGACGUUUCAACCCUUUUCUGUGCUGUAGUGAACACUUCACUUGUGGGCGUCUUUGCACAAGGCUUUCUAUUUGUUUAUUAUUGAAUUUUUAUUUUAAACAUUUAUCAGCAGUAGCUCAAAGUCUGUAUGAAAUCAGUUUUACAACACGAUCAAUCUUGUCUCAUUUUCACAAUGUUUUUAUUUAUUUUUGUUGUUUAUUUUGUCAUAUUGUAUAAUAGAGUUGUAGGUAAAGUUAGGUGCCUUGCGGUGUUCUUGUGUUUCGUGGUGUUGUUUCGUCUACAAGAAGUGCAUGGAAAAUGAUUCAUCUGAACUCUGUUCUCAUGAAGACUGAAAAUAGUUUUUGGUAUAGCUUUCAAAUAUCUACCCACUGCUUCCUUUUUUUUUUUAUUUGUUUUCUCUCUAAAAACAAGUCUUGAGUUUGAAGUUGUAUUAAAACUGAAUAGUAACAAAGUAUGAGUGAGGUUGAAUGUGGUAAAGCCUUCCAGCAACCUGCAGAUGGCCGUAUGUGGUAAAGUCUUCCAGCAGCCUGCAUAUGGUCGUAUGUGGUAAAGUCUUCCAGCAACCUGCGGGUGGUCGUAUGCGGUAAAGUCUUCCAGCAACCUGCAGGUGGUCGUAUGCGGUAAAGUCUUCCAGCAACCUGCAUAUGGUCAUAUGUGGUAAAGUCUUCCAGCAACCUGCAGGUGGUCGUAUGUGGUAGAGUCCUCCAGCAACCUGCAUAUGGUCAUAUGUGGUAAAGUCUUCCAGCAACCUGCAGGUGGUCGUA